GAGACGAGACCACGCCGUCCACCGAACUCGCAAAGCUUUCCUCUUUCCACGGCGCCCCGAUCCUUCCGCUCCGCCCCGCCCCGCCUCCAUCCCCCAUGCAUUCCCCCGCGCCGGCCGCGGGCGCCGCCUCCGUUCUCCCCAAGGACUCCCGCCCGCUCCCCUGCCUCCUCCUCGUCUCCCUCCUGCUCCUCCUGCUGCUUCACUUCCUCUCCUCCUCCUCCCCCUCCUCUACACCCGCGCCUCCGGACGCGCCCCACCGCCCGCCGCUCCCGGCCGGCGCCGCCUCCGCCGGCCCUGCCCCGCCCGCGCUCGCAUUCCUCCUCACCGGCUCCGCGGGCGACGCCGACCGCCUCCACCGCCUGCUCCUCGCCACGUACCACCCCCGCAACCUCUACCUCCUCCUCCUUGACCGCGCCACCUCGGCGCACGACCGCGUCCGGCUCGCCCGCGAGCUGCGCGCUGGCCCCGGCCGCGCCGGCAACGUCCACGUCGUCGGCGACCCCGGGUUCGCCAACCCGCGCGGUGCUUCCGCGCUCGCGGCCGUGUUGCACGGCGCCUCUCUGCUCCUGCGGCUCGGCCAGGGCUGGGACUGGUUCGUGCACCUCGACGCCGGCGACUACCCGCUCGUCACCCCCGACGAUCUUCUGCAUGUCUUAUCAUAUCUACCAAAGGAUAUAAACUUCAUUCAGCAUACCAGUUAUAUUGGUUGGAAGGAGUCAAGACAUAUAAGACCAAUUGUUGUUGAUCCUGGUCUAUACCUAUCAUCAAGGACUGAUAUUUUUUAUGCCACUCAAAAGCGUGAACUGCCAAGUGCAUAUAAAUUAUUUACCGGUUCUUCAUCUGUCAUCCUUUCUCGGGAAUUUACCGAGUAUUGUAUCGUCGGAACAAAUAAUCUACCAAGAACUAUGCUAAUGUACUACACUAACAUGCCCUUGCCACACAGGAAGUAUUUCCAGACAGUCCUCUGCAAUUCCCCCAAGUUUAACAGGACCGUUGUUAACCACGACCUGCACUACUGGGCAUCGGAUGGAUCGUCCAAAAACGAGCCCCGUCUGCUGAACCUAACUGACGCAGGAAACAUGGCCGCGAGCAGCGCAGCCUUCGGGACUAGAUUCGCCAAGGAUGACCCUGUGCUCGACCACAUCGACGAGGAGAUUCUACAACGUUUGACUGGAGAGCCGGCUCCAGGAGGAUGGUGCAUAGGUGCUGGCGACGACAGUCCCUGUUCUGUUUCGGGCAGCACGGAUGUUCUUAGACCUGGGCCUGCGGCUAUGAAACUUGCCAAGUUCCUCGCGAAAAGGCUAUCCUAUCCAGGCUUUUAUUCUCAGCAGUGUGUAUGGGACUGAUGAGUUGCUGUAAAUUGUAUCACCACGAAACCACGAGUUCAGUUAUCUUUGUGUA
Molecule: messenger RNA, 1401 nt
Organism: Hordeum vulgare subsp. vulgare (domesticated barley)
Lineage: Eukaryota; Viridiplantae; Streptophyta; Magnoliopsida; Poales; Poaceae
Product: beta-glucuronosyltransferase GlcAT14A
Exons: 4
Coding region: 96-1346 (416 amino acids)
Cellular component (GO): membrane
Molecular function (GO): glucuronosyltransferase activity
Source: RefSeq, a predicted model, not a curated record